Morchella importuna is the source of this 1491-nucleotide messenger RNA. RefSeq lists its product as uncharacterized. Lineage: Eukaryota; Fungi; Ascomycota; Pezizomycetes; Pezizales; Morchellaceae. The transcript has 3 exons. The record is from RefSeq and is a predicted model, not a curated record. The coding region runs from base 1 to 1491 and encodes 496 amino acids.
AUGCCAGGCUCCUCUCUAGUCCCCCCCUCCCCAUCAGUCUCUCCCGACCCUACUCCCACCGCUGGCCUCGGCACCACUCCUUCCUCCCCUUCUUCCCCCUUGUCCCCACCCCCUUCCUUCCAUUCCUCCCCGUUAACCCCAUUCUCUCCAACGACUCCCUCCUCCUUCUCCACCGUCCCCCCCUCCGCGUCACCUUCACCAGCCAGCGACCCCUCUGCCCCACCACCACUUGCAACCAUGAAUGUCACCACUCCAGAAUCAGCGGAACCCCCCCUGACCCCCGUUAAAUCAAAACCAACCGCACACCAGGACUUCCCCAGCCGCGUAUCUGAAGUACCGUCGUCCCAGCUAUCCGACCUCUAUGCCCGCCUCGCGCCUGGACUAAUCUCACCUCUACGUUUACCCCCCCACCUAGAGCUUGCACUCAAAGCGCUUCCACCUCUAUCUCCCCCUUCUCAAUCUCAGACCUCCACAAAAACCCCAAACCCCUGUGCGCUGCCUACCGUUCCUGAGGACCCCGUAUCUUCUAGGGGAAAUAGCCCCGAAACCCCCACGAGGUUGAACAUUCCUAUCCUAGCCCUGGAUCCCCCGCCAGACUGGUCGGAACCAUGGGACUCCAAGAAGGGUAAAAUGGAGAUCAAGUGGCUACUGGAACAUCCUGGAUGUGGCCCUGAAGAAGUGGAUGAUGGCGAGGAGCAGGGUACAGGUGAAGAGUGCUCCUUGGCUAAUAGUAGGAUGAUUAGAGCGAUAGGACGUGCAUUGGAGAUCAAUCUCGCGCGUUUGGAUGAGCUGGAAAGCACAUUGAAUCUCAUGCACGAGUAUACAAGUACGCUCGAGGGCAAGAUCACCGAAGCUCGGGUGGAGCGUGUCAGUAUGAAAAUGGUUUUGAAGGAUUUGAAAGGCCAUGAUGCGGACCAGAUGGAUUCGGAGAGUGACAAGGAAGAGAGUGGGGAUUGUCGAGGUGCCAGCGCCGGGGGGGAGCGGAUAGUUGCUAAGAGAAAGGUAGGAGAGGUGUUAAUUUCGAGUGGUGGAGAACGACAUAAGGCUGGCUGCUUUGAGAGCGACUCGGGGGUGUCUUCGGCGGUACCCAUAAAUGUCGAACCUGACGAUGCGCAUAUACCGCCCGAUGAAGACAUGAAGGACCGUGGACUUCUCGAUGGAAGCAGUGAAAUCAAAGCCGAACACCAAAGCGAGGAGGACAUAAUAAUGGGAGGCGCAGCAGUCAAAACAGUGAAUCAAGGGGCCAGCGAAUUUGUUGACGGCAAUGUCGACGGGAAAGAAGCGUCCCAGCCCCAACCUACCAAACAGAAGCGCUCUAAGAAGACAAAACACAACCCACGGAACCGGGGCGGAGAGUCCUCCAAGGCCAGCGGCGCGGCCGCUGCGCUUCUGGCAGAAAAGGUAGCGCGAGUGCGUGAUAGGUGGGCUUAUGAGGCCGGUGUGGAGCACUCCACAUUUUCAUCGAUGAGGAGGGAUGGGGCAGCGGAGUAG